AUGGCUGUGAGUCUUAGCUGGGCCUUAACCUCUGCCCUGUUCCUAGCUGCCACCUCUGCUGGAUUUAGUGAGAAAGGACUCAAGCAAAUAUUGCUGGAGAAACUGAAACUUCCAGAUGUCCCUGCUCUCCAGAUGACUGACCUGGAAAAUCUAGUGAUUCCAGAGAAUAUAAGGAAUAAAUACAUGUCCAUGCUGGAGCGGCACAGAGUGAAACGAAGAGCAUUGCCAAGUUUAGCUGGAAUCUUGAGAGGAGUUCCAGGCAACGCAGAUAUCUCAGGAGACAUUCUCUAUUCAGAUACCACCCGUCAGAACCUGAUCUUUGACAUGGAAGGCAGGAUUCCAGAAAACAGUGAAGUCACCAUGGCUGAACUGAAGCUUUUCAAAAAGCCCCUGGAGAAGAAACAUCUGCCCAGCAGGCAGGCACAAAGACCAGUCAUGAAUGCAAGGGUAACAGUGUACUGGGUGCAACCUCAAGAUAAUGGCACUAAUCGGACCUCUUUAAUUGAUUCCAGAUUAGUUCCCAUUAUGGAGUCUGGCUGGAGGAAUUUUGAUGUUACUCAGGCUGUACAUUUCUGGCUGAAAACAAAAGCCUCUGGACCAAUGUUUCUGGAGAUUUGGAUUGAAGGAGAAAGAUUGGGCAGCUAUGCCUCUGAAAUGGCCAAAGUUGUGCGUUUUACAUCACAGGAUCCUUCAGACAAGACACUAGGCAAACCAGAGUUGGUCCUUUACACUCUUAACUUGGAAGAAUAUGGAGGACCUGGGGACUGUGGAGAAGGAAGCAUGAUAGAGAGGUCUACCUGCUGCCGGGAAGAACAUUAUAUCAAUUUCCGUGAGUUGACUUGGACUCAGUACUGGAUUAUUGAGCCAGCUGGCUAUCAAGCUUACCAUUGUAUGGGCAGCUGCUGGCAGCCAAAGAAUUUGCUGCAUCAUUUUGGCUAUGGAGAGAGAUCCUGUGCUGUAGUGGAGAGUUCUCCUCUUCCCAUGAUGUAUCUUGUCAAAAAGGGAAACUACACAGAAAUUGAAGUGGCAGAGUUUCCUAAUAUGAUUGUAGAAAAAUGUGGCUGUAUAAUGAACAAUAUAGCGGUGAUCUAA
Molecule: messenger RNA, 1092 nt
Organism: Pseudonaja textilis
Lineage: Eukaryota; Metazoa; Chordata; Lepidosauria; Squamata; Elapidae
Gene: LEFTY2
Product: left-right determination factor 2
Biological process (GO): anterior/posterior axis specification
Cellular component (GO): extracellular region
Molecular function (GO): growth factor activity; transforming growth factor beta receptor binding; cytokine activity
Source: RefSeq, a predicted model, not a curated record